CAGACAUGAAGGUUAGAUAAGAUUGGAGAACGCACAACUUUACAAAAAAAAUCACAAUAAAAACCGUAUUUAAGGUUGUGAUUGUUCAAAUGAAUGUGGUAAAACUAUCGUUUAUAAUAACAUGAUUGUCGUGAGAACAAAAUGUGGUUGGAUAAUACAAGGAUGGAUCCAAAAUUCUGGAAACUUUUCUAAAAUACACGAAUAACAGCAAAGUAAUACAAUAAAUAGAAUAAAAAACGUUUUUGCCACAAACUGCGCCCUGCGAAUGAACAGUGUCAUCUGACUUACUUCGAAGUAAUAUUGUUUAUCUUUAUUCACAAGCCAAUCCAAACAAAUUAAUUUCCAAUUUAGACAUAAAACGCGUAAUUACAACGCUGUCUGAAGGAAUCUUUUCAAAUCAUUGGAAAAAUUGGAAUGCUUCAUUCGGCUUACUCAGAUAGCACCAUGGGCGCUACAGCGGAGAAAUGUUCCGAUACCGAGCGUGGAUCAGGCAGCAAUUCAUCGGCGCUGUUGCGUCGCUGUAACUCGUCCUCCCACGCGUCACAUCACCAUCGGCACGUGCCCGAUAAGACCGACUCGGACCAUAACGAUGUGAGCGACGACAGUUGCGACUCGUGCUCGGACCUGACGGAAAAGUACUACCGACAGAAGCCGGCGGGGAGUUCGAAGAUACCGGAUCCUGUGAAGACAUUUCGACCAGCUGUGAAGUUCCAUUUGGGUGCGAAAAGCAUGGAUUAUAGUGAGACGAACGCCAAUAAAAGAGAGAUCAGUUCGGAUUUAAGUAAGCUGUCCCGGAAGGGUACAGGAAGUGUUCGUUAUGUGCAGCCGCGUCUCUCACUGCUUGGAAAGCCCAUCAAUUAUAAAAUGCACAAGCGCGAUGCGCGCUACAGGCGACUGCAGGCCCGGGUUUAUAAUUUCCUGGAACGGCCCAAGGACUGGUUCGCCGUUUCGUAUCACAUAGGAAUAUGUGCUGUCUGCAUCGGGGCAAUAAUACUCAGCACUCUAUCCACAAUCGACACUUUUGAAACAACAAUGACACAGGUUGUGAUAUAUAUGGAACCAAUACUUCUUGUCUGGCUGACGGUGGAGUAUGUAACACGAAUCUGGGCUUCCGGGUGUCGCUCCAGAUACCAGGGCUUAAAUGGGCGACUGAAAUUUGCUCAACGUCCUCUAUGUAUUAUAGACGGUAUUAUCAUUGUCUCCACGGUGAUGGUGAUACUGGUAGGAAGCUCAAGCGAGAUGUUUGCAGCUUCAACACUAAGAGGACUAAGGUUCUUUCAAAUUCUACGUCUCGUGCGCAUGGAUAGGCGAGCCGGAACAUGGAAGCUGUUGGGAUCCGUUGUGUGGGCCCAUCGUAGGGAGUUGUUGACAACAGUUUACAUAGGUUUUCUUGGCUUGCUUUUCUUCUCAUAUUUGGUGUACCUUGCCGAGAAAGAUUACAACAAAAAUCGCUUCGGAACGUAUGCAGAUGCAUUGUGGUGGGGAGUGGUGACACUGUGCACCGUCGGAUAUGGUGAUGUCGUCCCAAGCACCUGGGCAGGAAAGCUGAUAGCCUCGUUUUCAGCUGUGCUCGGAAUAGCGUUCUUUGCACUUCCGGCAGGCAUACUGGGUUCCGGCUUUGCCCUCAAAGUUCAACAACAGCAACGACAGAAACAUCUAAUCAGGAGACGGGUACCUGCCGCGCUGUUGAUACAGAGUUUAUGGCGUUGUUAUGCGGCAGACGAGAAUUCUAUAUCCGUUGCUACAUGGACACCGCAUAUGGUUCCCUGUCCAAGUCCAUCACAAGAACGACCUUUCAAGAACAAUUCCUCAUUUGUAAGCAGAUUCUCCACGAGGCGAAAGACGGGUGGUAAUGGAGGCACGAGCUCGAGCAACAACAGCGGCGCGGCCAGCCCGCAUUCACCGCUCAUAUCGAGACGAGACUCCAGAAAAGCUGGAAAUACUUUGGACGACGAAAUUCCCGAAACAUUGCAGAACUUUGUAAAUCGCACAUGGAGUCAUCUCAGUCUGGCGACAGGGCUCAUAGAUCAGCGAGUAGAACGGUUUGCUGUGUUGCGUGACCACAACAAUACAGGGUCAUCCAAGCAUGACCAUUCCGAAGAGGAGCUUGAGCUAUCACCAAAAAUGCGAGAGCUAACGGUUGUCGACAAAAGAGUCAUUCGUUCUCUACGUAAAAUAAAGUAUUUUGUGGCGCGUAAGAAAUUCAGGGAAGCGUUACGACCAUACGAUGUCAAAGACGUAAUCGAGCAAUAUUCCGCCGGUCACGUAGAUAUGCUUAGCAGGGUGAAGAGUCUUCAGAUGAGACUUGACCAGAUAUUGGGAAAGACUGGAAGCAAGAGCAAGGAUGCAUACGAAUCCAAAGUUAGUCUGUCCUCACGUAUCGUCAAAGUGGAGCGACAAGUGGAGGACAUUGAAUCAAAGCUAGAUCUACUGAUAGACAUGUAUAAGGAAGACAGAAAAGUUUUAAUGCAAUCGCGGACUUCUGAAAACACUGCACACGAUAAGCAUGCUCACACUUCUGUCAAGCCCAGAUCGAUUCUAAUCGACAAGCAAUAUACCAGUGAACCAUCAUCCCCUAUAAUUGAUAAACAUCCCAAGAAAAUGAUGUUGAGAAAUCAUUCGGAUUUAAGUUCUCGAAUUCGUAAGCGUGUUACGUAUCGAUUGAACUCCGCUCCACUUCCUAAGCUUGUUGCUAACGAGCAGGCGGAAUCCAAACUUUCUUGCGAACGUGGAUGCAGUACUGAUGUGUCGAACGAAGAUAUUGCCGAAGAGGUAACAAACGACCCAAUGGGUGAACUUGUGAACGAAACAGGUCGUUGUAUGUUUGACUUACAUGAAGAAAAUGCUAACAACACGAGUAAUGAUGAGGAGGUGUUUCACGACUCUCAUACGAUUUUAAAUCAUGUGCAUACCUCUGCGAAUGUUCAAAAUUUUUGCUCACAAACUGCGGUAACGACAGCAGUGUCGGGCUUCGACCACAUAAAAACCGAGUGCAAAAUCGACAUCGAUCAUGAAGGAGAUAUCAAAAAUGAGAAAUAUGGUUUAACCCGAGCUUGUCCAAUACUAAAUGAACCAUCAGAUCAUAGGGUUUUGGUACCUUUGGGAUCGGUAAAUGCGCUUGUCUCUGAUGUAACGGAUGUUUAAGUAUAUUUAUUGAGAAGGUAUUUCGGCUGCAACAAAUAUGUUGUUAAGAAGUGAGAAGAGUCUAUAAAUUAGAUGAAUUUAAAUACAACAGUACCAUCAUAGUUCCCUGUUUAAACAACGUUAAGAUUGUCACACUGGUACUAACAACACAAAUUAUGUUAUUGCUGUGAAUAGUGUUAGCAUCGGUAUAGAUGUAACCAUUUUACUUAAGGUAAUACUGUUUUCUGUUAUUAUUAUUGUUUGUUUGAUACAUUAAUCA
Dreissena polymorpha is the source of this 3403-nucleotide messenger RNA. Its product is annotated as potassium voltage-gated channel subfamily KQT member 1-like. Gene Ontology annotation, biological process: potassium ion transport; transmembrane transport. The coding region runs from base 415 to 3144 and encodes 909 amino acids. Gene Ontology annotation, cellular component: membrane. The transcript has 15 exons. The record is from RefSeq and is a predicted model, not a curated record. Lineage: Eukaryota; Metazoa; Mollusca; Bivalvia; Myida; Dreissenidae. Gene Ontology annotation, molecular function: voltage-gated potassium channel activity.